This is a messenger RNA of Vicugna pacos (alpaca), 1488 nucleotides long. The record is from RefSeq and is a predicted model, not a curated record. NCBI's taxonomy places the organism in Eukaryota, Metazoa, Chordata, Mammalia, Artiodactyla, Camelidae.
UGGAGCCGCAUGAUGUCGCUGUCUACCGUGAAGUUACAUUAGCUCUUUAUUCAAGUCCCUUCCUCCCAUUACUGCAUUCUUCCAUGAGUGUGGGAUGAUGGCGGGCGCAGAUGAAUUGGAUUAACAGACUCGGGAUUCAUUUUAAUGCCGAGACAAGAUCUUCUGACGGAAAUAAGCCAACAAGUGUUUGAAAUGGUUAUUACCCCUGAAGACCGACUGGGAUCCCGGUGUCUGCUGCUCUUGGUUCUGCUCCUUCCAGCCUGGGAGGCCGGCAGCGGCCAGAUCCACUACUCGGUCCCAGAGGAGGUCAAACACGGCACUUUCGUGGGCCGCAUCGCGCAGGACCUGGGGCUGGAGCUGGCGGAGCUGGUGCCGCGCCUGUUCCGGGUGGCGUCCAAAGGGCGCGGGGAUCUUCUGGAGGUAAAUCUGCAGAAUGGCAUUUUGUUUGUGAAUUCUCGGAUCGACCGGGAGGAGCUGUGCGGGUGGAGCGCGGAAUGUAGUAUCCACCUGGAGGUGAUCGUGGACAGGCCGCUGCAGGUGUUCCACGUGGAGGUGGAGGUGAAGGACAUUAACGACAACCCGCCUGUGUUCCCUGUAAAGGAACAAAGAAUAUCGAUUUACGAAUCUAGGCUGCCAGAUUCUUUGUUUCCACUAGAGGGCGCGACGGAUGCAGAUGUUGGCUCAAAUUCUAUCUUAACCUACAAACUCAGUUCCAACGAAUACUUCGCUUUAGAUGUGAAAACAAACAGUGAUGACAGUACACAAAUAGGGCUCGUGUUAAGGAAAUCCUUGGACAGAGAGAAAGCUCCCGAACAUAAUUUAUUACUCAUGGCCGCUGACGAAGGCAAACCUGAGCUCACUGGCACUGUUCAGCUGCUAGUCAUCGUACUGGAUGUAAAUGACAAUGCUCCCAGUUUUGGACAGUCUGAAUAUGAAGUAAAAAUAUUUGAAAACUCAGAUAACGGAACAAUAGUUAUUAGACUAAAUGCUUCUGAUAGGGAUGAAGGAGUAAAUGGGGAGGUGUCAUACUCUUUUAAUAGUCUUGUUCCACCCAUUGUUAGUGACCAAUUUAGAAUAGAUCCCCAAACUGGAGAAAUAGUAAUUAAAGGGAAUAUAGAUUUUGAAAAGGUGAAUUUAUACAAAAUCCGUAUUGACGCGACGGACAAAGGCCACCCUCCCUUGGCUGGUCAUUGCACUGUUUUAGUGAAAAUUUUGGAUGAAAACGAUAACGUCCCUCAGAUUGCAUUGACAUCCUUAUCCUUGCCAGUCCGAGAAGACGCUCAAUUUGGUACUGUUAUAGCCCUACUUAGCGUGUCCGAUCUUGACUCAGAUGCCAACGGGCGGGUGACCUGCUUUCUGACGCCCGAUGUUCCUUUCAAACUGGUGUCUACCUUCAAGAAUUACUAUUCGCUGGUGCUAGACAGCGCCUUGGACCGCGAGAGCGUGGCCAACUAUGAGCUGGUGGUGACCCUGAUGGUUUUUGUUUAG